Molecule: messenger RNA, 2569 nt
Organism: Aplysia californica (California sea hare)
Lineage: Eukaryota; Metazoa; Mollusca; Gastropoda; Aplysiida; Aplysiidae
Exons: 12
Coding region: 73-2160 (695 amino acids)
Source: RefSeq, a predicted model, not a curated record
CCGUGUAAACAAUACAACUGCCGGCGGCUGCUGACUGACCAAACCCCUCGAAUCAAGAUUUCUAAUGAAGAUAUGGCAUCUCGUGGCCGGACUUACUCAAAACAAGCUGGUGGCCAGACAUCCAAACAGUCUUUAUUUGACAAGCUGAUGGAGAGAGAUCACAAGAGAUCAAAUUUUGAAACUGAUUCUGUGGCAAACAAGAAUCCAAAGAAGACUAAGAAAAGGAUCCCAAAGAAGCAACAGAAGGCUGGAGGCGGUGUGAAGAACCAAUCCAACGACACCUCAGAUGGCAGUUCAGUCCAGUUGUUUUUGGACGUCUCUUGGAAACAGAAAAAGCAGACAAGAUCAAGGGCCAAGCCCUCCACUGGAGAUGGUCACAGCAAAACUAGAGGUAACAAUGUUCCAAGACCCCAGAAGCGAGAAUCGUACAGCACCGUUGAUGAAGACGGGAAAAGUGACGAAGCCACCAGCUCGACCAGUAGCUUGGGUCUGAUGAUUGAAGGGGAAGUUGCCAAUGUGAACAAGAACAGAGGCAAGGCUGAGGCAGGAGUUGCGGAAACGGAAGGGAAGCGGGCGCGUUUGUCGUCUCCUCUUCUGCUACCUGUCAGUGGAUUUUCACGAUCGGGGAAUGCUGAGUGUAAAGAUGUGAGUAAGACGGACAGCCUUGAAAUUCCAAGGAGAGAAGCAGGAUGCGUUUCCCGAGACUGGGCGGUGCUGUCCGCGUCUGACCUUGUGACCCUCGCUGCCAGCGACGGCGACUCCGCGAUGCGGAAGAGGACAGAGAGCCUCGGGUCCACAGAGAAGGAGACUUCCUGGGUCACGGCCAGCUCGAGCCAGAUGAAUUGGAGCAACUCCGGAGAGAUGUGGUACAAAACGGGAAGCUCCUCGUCCCGGUACACCUACUCCGACAUAUCGGCCUACACUUUUGGCACAGAGAGCAGCGCUCCGUCUACUGCGGUCAGCUCCAGCACCCCUGUGGUCAAGCCGCUUCAGACUCGCAGGUUCUGCAACUCCACCACCGUGGAGGGCCGAGAGAGCAUCGGGCGUGUGCAGUUCCCUCCCUUCCUGUCUCCCGUGCUGCCGGACGGAGGUGCUGAGAAUGACGGUCAAAAUCUGAUGGACGAAGACAAUUGUCAGCCAAUCAAUGAGAACAAGAGCCGGCCAAUGGACGAAGACAAGGGUCAGUCGAGGAAGGAUAUCACCGCGGGAAUUGAGCUUUGUCCGCAGGUUCCCCACAGACGUCCGGCCAAAAUGAAAGAGAGCACGCCCAAGGACACGUUCCUCCCAGUGUCUUUCUCGCUGUCGCCCAUCCCUUUGGUCGACCUUGACGAGUCUGUGCUGGGCUGUCGCGAGAGCCGAGAGGUGAACAGCGAGGAGAUCAUCGUGCCCGCCCUGAGGGAGAUCACUGUGCUCAGCGGACACUCGGACAAUGAUGGACAGGGGACGGGAGACCGUGCUCAUGGGGUCGGAGACGGGGACCAGAACGAGAUAGAUCUUCACAAGUCUGUGGAAUCCCUCAAGUCCAUGUUAUUUGAGGAACCUAUGGAACGACUGAAGAAAUCUCUUGGAGGAAUCGAGGGAACAUCUGGUCUUUGUCGCGUUUCUGUUCCUAGGAAGCGUUCGUCUACCCGCACGUCUGCCGCCGCUCACCAGCCAAGUGUCGCCCAGUCGUCCCCCCUUCCUGCUGGGCACACGAGCUCUCCUCUUCUAGCCCAGAAGUCGGGAGGAGUGGAGGAAACAUCCGGUUGUCGUCGUCGCAGUUCGGUUCCCGAGAAAGUGACUGCGGGUCCGUCGUCUGUCGUCGAGUCGAGUGUGGCCACGCCCCCUCCUGCGGUCAACACAAGCCCUCCUCUAGCCGAGAAGAAGUCUUCGGAGGAGGAGCUGGAAGCAUCCGAUUGUUGUUGUCCUAGUUUGGCUCCAGAGAAGCUUCCAGAAGGACCCCUGUCCGGAGUGGUAGGGUCAGGUGUGGUCACCGCCCCUCCUGCUCAUGUGGACGGAAGCUCUCCGCCGGCGCAGAAGUGGAUGGAGCAGACAACACCCACAGUGAAGGCAGCUUGCAGGAAGUCUCUGCCACGCGUGUGCUUCAUCAACGAGCUGUGCAGGAAGAACGUGGCCGAGAAAAGAACAGGCCGGAGCUGGAUCAGGUUGAGGUUCCUUUGACGUGUGACUUACAAUACAUAGGUACAGUCCAGCACACUUAUCAUGAGAUUUCAGUGACUUACAAUACAUAGGUACAGUCCAGCACACUUAUCAUGAGAUUUCAGUGACUUACAAUACAUAGGUACAGUCCAGCACACUCAUCAUGAGAUUUCAGUGACGUGCGACUCACAAUACAUAGGUACAGUGCAGCACACUCAUCUUGAGAUUUCAGUGACUUACAAUACAUAGGUACAGAAGAGUAAUGGGGAGAUGCAGAAGACUUUUUGUUUUGUACCAAUUUGGCUAUGUACACUGUAGGCCUACAUGGUACACAAAUGCAAAGAAAUGUCAAAGAGAGAUUCAGGACGCCCCCACAGGGCAGUGCUACUCACUCAAGUUGUCUUCAGCUGUCCCCGUGGUUUUAUGCACC